CCCGGGAUCGCUCGGCUGGCCUCCUGGCCGCCCCCUUCCGCCGCCGGCCGGAAGUGCCUGCAACCCGCGGUAGAGGGGCUUCCGGUGGGACCGCGAGGUAGCUGAGGCUCACUAUGGCGGCCUCCUUGGCCGGGAAGGAGCUCGUGUUUGUCACGGGGAACGCCAAGAAGCUGGAGGAGGUCAUUCAGAUUCUAGGAGACAAGUUUCCAUGUACUUUGGUGGCAAAGAAAAUUGACCUGCCGGAGUACCAGGGAGAGCCUGAUGAGAUUUCCAUACAGAAGUGUCAGGAGGCAGCUCGCCAGGUGCAGGGGCCUGUACUGGUGGAGGAUACCUGUCUGUGCUUCAAUGCCCUUGGGGGCCUCCCUGGCCCCUACAUAAAGUGGUUUCUGGAGAAAUUAAAGCCUGAAGGUCUCCACCAGCUCCUGGCGGGGUUCGAGGACAAGUCGGCCUAUGCACUCUGUACAUUCGCAUUCAGCACUGGCAACGCAAGUGAGCCGGUGCGCCUCUUCAGGGGCCGGACCUCGGGCCAGAUUGUGGUACCUCGAGGCUGCCGGGACUUUGGCUGGGACCCCUGCUUUCAACCUGAUGGAUACGAGCAAACGUACGCAGAGAUGCCCAAAGCUGAGAAGAAUGCCAUCUCCCAUCGCUUCCGGGCCCUGCGCGAGCUGCAGGAAUACUUUGGCGGCCUGACUUCUAAGAAUGAUGAUGAGCAUGCUCACCGGGAAUCUGGGGAGGGCUAGCCUGAAACCUCCAUCAGGCAGACACCCCCCAAAUAUGUCCUUCAGGGUUACCACUUCCUGGGGGUGUUGAGAUUUGACAGCCCCACCAGACCAGCCUCGCCAGUCUGGAGGAGCAGAUGGCUCUGUUUGGAGGAGCUUUGGGCAAGGGACACCAUUGGUCUCCUACAGCCUCCAGGACCCGAAAGGACCUCAGGUAUUAAAUGGGCCUCGACCGAAUUGAGGGUUUGGGGAAGAAAUUCUUAGUGUGUUUUAAAUGCGGCAAGUAAAAAUUCUGGAAGGCACUCCAAAAUAAACUGGAUGUAUCUGUUUUGAAAUCUGCCCCAGGCAGGUGUCUGUCUCCCGAAUCCCUUUUGGCAGGAGCAGGAAACCUCUUAAGUGGAGGGGGAAGGGGUGUUGGUGGGACGAGGGCAGCACUGUGUCCAGGGUGCACAUGCCCUUGCUAGCUGGAGUGUUAAAUCUUUCCUUUCGUUCUUAAGUCUCAGAUCAGGGGCUGACCUUUUCCAUGCCAGAUCCAUGCUGUUCACCCACCCAUCGAGUGAGCCAAUGCCCAGCUCAUCUCCAUGGUGUUUGCUGGGUUGGAGUGGGCCGUGUGGGAAGUCUAGUGCUUUUGCUUUGUGGGGUUACACAUCAGAACAGCUCAGAUUAUGAUUAU
Molecule: messenger RNA, 1392 nt
Organism: Eptesicus fuscus (big brown bat)
Lineage: Eukaryota; Metazoa; Chordata; Mammalia; Chiroptera; Vespertilionidae
Gene: ITPA
Product: inosine triphosphatase
Exons: 8
Coding region: 114-740 (208 amino acids)
Biological process (GO): nucleoside triphosphate catabolic process
Cellular component (GO): cytoplasm
Molecular function (GO): nucleoside triphosphate diphosphatase activity
Source: RefSeq, a predicted model, not a curated record